This is a messenger RNA of Musa acuminata subsp. malaccensis (wild Malaysian banana), 1347 nucleotides long. Its product is annotated as GCN5-related N-acetyltransferase 4, chloroplastic. The record is from RefSeq and is a predicted model, not a curated record. Gene Ontology annotation, molecular function: N-acetyltransferase activity. NCBI's taxonomy places the organism in Eukaryota, Viridiplantae, Streptophyta, Magnoliopsida, Zingiberales, Musaceae. Gene Ontology annotation, biological process: N-terminal protein amino acid acetylation. Gene Ontology annotation, cellular component: chloroplast.
CUCUGAAAAAAAUAACCAAUCAAAUUUGGUUCAAUCGGGGCGGAUCAGGUCGAUGCAUCACCGAUCGAUUGCAACUUAUUAUCUAGUGCGCUUAAUAAAGAGCGCAAUCAACGAUGUCGUUUUGGAAAUUGUUCAGGCAUCCACGAUGGCUGGGGUGAUUGACCGCGAAGCUGAUCGACCGAGCCCGACAGCCAGGUCAGCGCGGAAGGCUAGCGGAAGGCUACAUAACUAAAUCAACAAUAACUAGUUCGCUCGCGCGCACGGUGGACGAGAGGAGAGUCUGAUGGCCCUCACGCCGUCUUUGUCCUGCUCCUCAUCGCCCUCUCUUCGGUUCUCCUUCCCAUCGUCUCCUCUGCGCCAGAAAACGCUUCCUUUGUUCCUUCCUGGGGUUCGGAACAGCAACGGUUGCGGCACAGGAGGACUCUUCCAAUGCUCGACAGGAACUUUCAGGGCUGGUCAAGCUGUUGAAUUGUUCCCAUCCCUAUGGCCUGAAGUCACUGUUCGAGAUGUGCAGCUGGAGGACUACUGGGAAGUGGCAGAUACUCACUGCAGUUGUUUCUUUCCAAAUCAUAAAUUCCCAAUAAAUUUUAUGCUGAGGAUCAACCGGUUUGUGGGAUUGUUUUCUAGGUCCUCAGUUCCUCCAGGUAGUAUGAAGACAUGUCUUGUUGCGGUCUUUGAUAGUCCAGUCAAUGAUAACAUAUAUGUUGAAUGUGAGGAUUUAAAAACUGGAGGCUUUGAAGGAAAAUUUGGCAGAGGAUCUGUAGCUGGAAUUCUUACAGUUGAUACAGUAGCUGAUUUCCUUCCUAGAAAAGGUCCACUCCGACAAAGAAGAACUGGAGUAGCAUAUAUAUCAAAUGUUGCAGUCCGCAAAGCUGAGAGGCGAAAGGGGAUCGCCAAAAUGCUCAUUGCCAAGGCAGAGGCCCGAGCCAGGAGUUGGGGAUGCCGAUCUAUGGCAUUGCAUUGUGACGCGAACAACUUGUCUGCGAUCAGAUUAUACAAGGGCCAGGGGUAUAAAUGCAUCAAAGUGCCAGAGAAUGCAAACUGGCCUGAACCGAGGACCUCGUCAAGUACCUAUUUAACCUUCAUGAUGAAACUUCUAAAACCUAAUUCAACUCCUUGAUCAAGGUGAGGGGUUGUCUGACACUUCUUAAUUCAAAUCCAUUUGGCUGAUAGAUGAGCCGUCUAUAUGCCAGGUGCUUAAAUGUUGGCACAAAUUAUCACAUGAAUCAACUAAAUCUGUAGUUGUUCAAAAGGGCAGUACCCUUGCAACAUGAUAGGAGGGAGUUGUAUACAUACAAUAUCAUGUAGGUAAUUGUUACAUAGUGAAGGUUUUUAUGUUUCAAUUCA